Messenger RNA from Equus quagga, 1709 nucleotides. RefSeq names its product eukaryotic translation initiation factor 4E (gene EIF4E). Lineage: Eukaryota; Metazoa; Chordata; Mammalia; Perissodactyla; Equidae. The transcript has 7 exons. Bases 93 to 746 code for a protein of 217 amino acids. Gene Ontology annotation, biological process: translational initiation. The record is from RefSeq and is a predicted model, not a curated record. Gene Ontology annotation, molecular function: RNA 7-methylguanosine cap binding; translation initiation factor activity. Gene Ontology annotation, cellular component: eukaryotic translation initiation factor 4F complex; cytoplasm.
CGUGGACAGCAGCCGGCCAAUCCGGUUUGAAUCUCAUUUUUUUCCUCUCACCCCCCCCUUCAGGAGCGGUUGUGCGAUCAGAUCGAUCUAAGAUGGCGACUGUGGAACCGGAAACCACCCCUACUCCUAAUCCCCCACCUACAGAAGAAGAGAAAACAGAAUCUAAUCAGGAGGUUGCUAACCCAGAACACUAUAUUAAACAUCCUUUACAAAACAGAUGGGCACUCUGGUUUUUCAAAAAUGAUAAAAGCAAAACUUGGCAAGCAAACCUUCGGCUGAUCUCUAAGUUUGAUACUGUUGAAGACUUUUGGGCUCUGUACAACCAUAUCCAGUUGUCUAGUAAUUUAAUGCCUGGCUGUGACUACUCACUUUUUAAGGAUGGUAUUGAGCCUAUGUGGGAAGAUGAGAAAAACAAAAGAGGAGGACGAUGGCUAAUUACAUUGAACAAACAGCAGAGACGAAGUGACCUGGAUCGCUUUUGGCUAGAGACACUGCUGUGCCUUAUUGGAGAAUCUUUUGAUGACUACAGUGAUGAUGUAUGUGGAGCUGUUGUUAAUGUUAGAGCUAAAGGUGAUAAGAUAGCAAUAUGGACUACUGAAUGUGAAAACAGAGAUGCUGUUACACAUAUAGGGAGGGUAUACAAGGAAAGGUUAGGACUUCCUCCAAAGAUAGUGAUUGGUUAUCAGUCCCAUGCAGACACAGCUACUAAGAGCGGCUCCACCACUAAAAAUAGGUUUGUUGUUUAAGAAGACACCUUCUGAGUAUUCUCAUAGGAGACUGCGUCAAGCAAUCGAGAUUUGGGAGCUGAACCAAAGCCUCUUCAAAGCAGAGUGGACUGCAUUUAAAUUUGAUUUCCAUCUAAAUGUUGCUAAGAUAUAAGAGAAGUCUCAUUCGCCUUUGUCUUGUACUUCUGUGUUCAUUUUUUUUUUUUGAAUUUUGGCUAGAGUGUCCACACUAUCCCAAUCAAAGAAUUACAGUACACAUUGUCCCCAGAAUCCAUAAAUGUGUUCCUGGCCCACUCUGUAAUAGCUUAGUAGAAUUACCAUUACAAACACAUUUUACCCAUCCACAAUGUUAAAAAAAGAACUUGCAUUUCUAUACCUUACAGGAAAAAAAUUCUGUUUAUGUUCCAUUGUAUGCAGGAGCAUAUUUUGCUGGUUUGAAAGAGCAUAGAGUUUUCUGGCAAUUUUCUUUGUUUCUUUUUACAGCAUUGUCUUUGCUGUACUCUUGCUGAUGGCUGCUAGAUUUUAAUUUAUUUGUUCCCCUACUUGAUAACAUUAGUGAUUCUGAUUUCAGUUUUUCAUUUGUUUUGCUUUUGUUUUUUUCCUCAUGUAACAUUGGUGAAGGAUCCAGGAAUAUGACACAAAGGUGGAAUAAACAUUAAUUUUGUGCAUUCUUUGGUAAUUUUUUUGUUUUUUUGUAACUACAACGCUUUGCUACAAAUUUAUGCAUUUCAUUCAAAUCAGUGAUCUAUGUUUGUGUGAUUUCCUAAACAUAAUUGUGGAUUAUAAAAAAUGUAACAUCAUAAUUACAUUCCUAAUUAGAAUUAGUAUGUCUGUUUUUGUAUCUUUAUGCUGUAUUUUAACACUUUGUAUUACUUAGGUUAUUUUGCUUUGGUUAAAAAAUGGCUCAAGUAGAAAAGCGGUCCCAUUCAUAUUAAGACAGUGUACAAAACUGUAAAUAAAAUGUGUACAGUGAAUUGUCUUUUA